AUGGCCUUCGAGAUAGCAGACUACAGUCUUGUCGCGGACGACGACAUCACCACUGUCACAACAACCGUCGUGGCUACCUACACGCUGUUCUCCAGCUCUAUAGCCGGGAUCGGCCUCCAGAAACAGACACAGGCAAAACAAUCACAGUUGUCCCUUGCCCUCGGGCUGGCGCUUCCCCUUGCUGCCGUUGCCGCAGCCAUCGCCGGCCUCUACUUGUGGCAUCUGCUCCGCAAGCGGAGAAAACACAGCUACACGGCUCCCACACUAGCUAUUUCGCGGACGUCGACAGUCAGCAGCACAGACUUGUCGCUCUCCAAGCUUUCAAUGUACAGCUCAGAACAUAGCGUAGCGGAAUCGCCCCAGGUGGUGCGGUUUGGCCCGCUAGAGACGCAGUGGAUCAGCACGCCGAUUGCCGCGUUCAAGGGCAUGGUGCGCAAGAGCACUUACGCUAUCGUGGACAAGGCCGGGGCGGCGGCAGAAUACUCUCCCGUGUUUCUGAAAUCGUUCAAUCUCAAGGCCAGAGACAAAGCGGCCACAGAGCCACAGACACCACCAGGCAGUGCGCCGUUGAAAAACACGCAGCUGCUGAAAUUUGCGCGCCACCCAGCCGCACACGGGUAG
Ogataea polymorpha is the source of this 621-nucleotide messenger RNA. RefSeq lists its product as uncharacterized. Lineage: Eukaryota; Fungi; Ascomycota; Pichiomycetes; Pichiales; Pichiaceae. The record is from RefSeq and is a predicted model, not a curated record. The transcript has a single exon. The coding region runs from base 1 to 621 and encodes 206 amino acids.